AAGAGGAGCUGGGCUUUCCAGCAAAGCCAGGCAAGUUGGCAGGAGAUGCCAAGGAGAUUCCCAGCGCCCCCUCCUCCUCCCCGGGAUGCCAUGAUCUCGCCUUGAAGGGCCGGGAAGCUCCUCCGCCGGGCAGCGAAGGAAGAAGAAGGGGACCCCCCUCUGCACACACAGACUCCCCACCCUCCUCCUCCAGGACUGUUUUGAGGAUGAAAUCAGAAGAAAAGCCAUGCGUAUCAGGAAAGUGUUGUCACCUUGAAAGAAGACAGUUUCCUUUCUACAGUGGAAGUUAAAUCAUAAACCUUGUGUAUGGCGUGGUCAAAGUUGCAGCCUGUCACCUCCGCCUUCUUCCGGUUUGGCCUCAUUACUUUUGUACUAUUUUUACAUGGACUUCAAGUGGAUGCUGGCAUGGGAGCAGAUUUACACAGCAUAGGACAUAACAACACCUGCUCAGGUUCUUCCGAGUGCAAGGAGGGUGUGAUCUUGCCAAUAUGGUACCCAGAAAACCCAUCUUUGGGGGACAAAAUUGCCAGGGUUAUAGUUUACUUUGUUGCACUGAUUUACAUGUUCCUUGGAGUCUCUAUCAUUGCCGAUCGUUUCAUGGCUUCCAUAGAGGUCAUUACUUCACAAGAGAAAACCAUUACCAUCAAGAAACCCAAUGGAGAAACUACCACUACCACUAUCCGGGAAUGGAAUGAAACUGUUUCCAAUCUGACCCUCAUGGCUCUUGGGUCUUCUGCUCCUGAGAUCCUUCUGUCAUUGAUAGAGGUAUGUGGCCAUGGAUUUGUUGCUGGAGACCUGGGGCCUUCCACCAUUGUUGGCAGUGCAGCUUUCAAUAUGUUCAUCAUCAUAGCCAUCUGUGUCUAUGUCAUUCCUGAUGGUGAGACAAGGAAGAUAAAGCAUUUGAGGGUUUUCUUUGUCACUGCUGCUUGGAGCAUCUUUGCAUAUAUCUGGUUGUACAUGAUUCUUGCAGUUUUCUCCCCAGGUGUGGUCCAGGUGUGGGAAGGUCUUCUCACUCUCAUCUUCUUCCCAGUUUGUGUCUUCCUGGCUUGGAUAGCAGACAGAAGGUUGUUUAUCAAUAAGUAUGUACACAAAAAAUAUCGCACCAACAAGCACAGAGGUAUCAUAAUUGAGACAGAGGGGGAUCACCCAAAAGGGAUUGAAAUGGAUGGUAAGAUGAUGAACUCCCACUUUCUAGAUGGUAACCUAGUGCCUAUGGAGGGGAAAGAGGUGGAUGAGUCUCGCAAAGAGAUGAUCCGGAUCCUUAAGGACCUGAAGCAAAAGCACCCAGAAAAGGAUUUGGACCAGUUGGUGGAGAUGGCCAAUUACUAUGCCUUAUCUCACCAGCAAAAGAGCAGAGCUUUUUACCGGAUUCAGGCAACCAGGAUGAUGACAGGAGCAGGAAAUAUUCUCAAAAAGCAUGCGGCUGAGCAAGCCAAGAGGAGUACUAGCUUGCAUGAAGUGCAACUAGAGGAGCCUGAGGACUUUAUCUCAAAAGUCUAUUUUGAUCCUUGCUCCUACCAGUGUCUGGAGAACUGUGGUGCUGUUCUCCUCACUGUUGUCCGGAAAGGAGGAGAUGUGUCCAAAACUGUCUAUGUGGACUAUAAGACAGAGGAUGGUUCUGCCAAUGCUGGAGCUGACUAUGAGUUUACAGAAGGGACUAUUGUUUUGAAGUCAGGGGAGACCCAGAAAGAGUUCUCCAUAGGAAUAAUCGAUGAUGACAUCUUUGAAGAAGACGAGCAUUUCUUUGUACGCCUCAGCAACCUACGAGUGGUUGAGACAGAGGAACCUCCUGAGCUGAAAAACUUGCCAUAUCCCAAGGCCAUAUUGGCCUCUCCCUGUGUGGCUACUGUGACUAUCCUAGAUGAUGACCAUGCAGGUAUCUUUACCUUUGAGUGUGAUGUGAUACAUGUCAGUGAAAGCAUUGGAAUAAUGGAGGUGAAAGUUCUUAGGACAUCUGGUGCCCGAGGUACAGUCAUAGUCCCCUUUAGAACAGUUGAAGGAACAGCAAAAGGAGGUGGAGAGGAUUUUGAAGAUGCUUAUGGGGAGCUGGAGUUCAAGAAUGAUGAAACUGUCAAAACUAUUCACAUCAAGGUAAUUGAUGAUGAGGAGUAUGAGAAAAACAAGACUUUCUUCAUUGAGCUGAUGGCCCCCCGCAUUGUGGAUAUGAGUUUACAUAAAGCACUCCUUCUGACUCAAGAAGUGACAGAAAGGAAGCUGACAAUGGAAGAGGAAGAAGCCAAGCGCAUUGCGGAAAUGGGGAAGCCAAUACUGGGCGAGCAUCCCAAACUGGAGGUCAUUAUCGAAGAGUCCUAUGAAUUCAAGAGUACUGUGGACAAGCUCAUCAAGAAGACAAACCUGGCUUUGGUUGUAGGAACACAUACAUGGCGGGACCAGUUCAUGGAAGCCAUUACAGUCAGCGCAGCAGGUGAGGAAGAUGAGGAUGAAUCUGGUGAGGAGCGCCUGCCCUCCUGCUUUGACUAUGUCAUGCAUUUCCUCACUGUCUUCUGGAAGGUGCUCUUUGCCUGCGUCCCGCCCACUGAGUACUGCAAUGGCUGGGCUUGUUUUGUUGUCUCCAUCCUGAUCAUCGGCAUGCUCACCGCUGUUAUUGGAGAUUUGGCUUCCCAUUUUGGCUGCACUAUUGGUCUCAAGGAUUCAGUGACUGCUGUUAUCUUUGUGGCCUUUGGUACUUCAGUUCCAGACACUUUUGCAAGCAAAGCAGCCGCCGUCCAAGACGUAUAUGCAGAUGCUUCUAUCGGCAAUGUCACAGGCAGCAACGCAGUCAACGUCUUCUUGGGCAUUGGACUGGCAUGGUCAGUGGCCGCCAUCUACUGGGCUUACCAGGGACAGGAGUUCCGUGUGUCAGCAGGUGCCCUUGCCUUCUCCGUAACACUCUUCACCAUUUUUGCUUUUGUCUGCAUCAGUGUCCUCCUGUACCGAAGACGGCCGCAUCUUGGAGGGGAACUUGGAGGCCCCAAAGGUUGCAAACUUGCCACAACUUUGCUCUUUGUGAGCUUGUGGCUCCUGUACAUUUUGUUCGCCACCCUGGAGGCCUAUUGCUACAUCAAAGGGUUCUAAGCCCCAGAGAGGUGAUCAAGCUGGAAGGGAGGGCUUUAACCUCCUUUGUUACCUCAUUGGACACCAAUCCUCAAAGUGCUGUCAAACCAGAACUGACAGCUGUCAAUCAAGAUUCCACAACUGCCCAGACUGAAGGACAAAUGGGCUUUAAGAAGGGCAAAACUAUAAUAAUAAAAGGAAAACAAAAACAAACAUUUAAACUUAAGCCACCAACCCAGCCAAAUGAUCCCAGUCAGAUCAGAAAUGUCAGCUGCUUCCCAAGUACCCAAGUGCUGCUGAUCUCCACCUUGUUCCCUCCUCUACCAUGUAAAAUGCCAUGUAUUCAAAGGGAAUUCUUAUAAGUAAUUUGAGUGAUGAUUUGGAUUUUAUUUUAUUUUUUCUUUGUUUAAAUUUUGGGAUGGUGAAUCUGACUUGAUUGAUUUCCUCCCCCCUCCUUUUUUUUUUUAAGCAAGGGGCUUAAAAAAUUGCCAAUGCAUCCAAACCUCAUGCCAGUGUUGGUGCUGGAAUCAAAGAGGCUCUACAUUGUUGUUUCUUUUUUUUUUUUUUUACAUUGCAUAAACAAUGUCUAUCAAAAGAUUCACUCUUCUCACUUUAUUUUAGGGUUACUUUGCUAGACUGAUGUAUUUGAAAUGCAAACACAGCACACUUACACAUACACACAUGUUCACAUAUUCAGGAAAAAUACUGUUGAAGGCUGGAGCAUGUAGCAAUCCGUUCACCUGCCUGGGCUACCAAAAAGAAAAAGAAAGACCUCUAUCAAUAUCGUAUAUAACUUGUAUAUUUUGAAUAUGGCAAUUCUCUUUGUGUAAUUAAUAUAAAGCUUUUGGUACU
Messenger RNA from Sceloporus undulatus (fence lizard), 3906 nucleotides. RefSeq names its product solute carrier family 8 member A3 (gene SLC8A3). Lineage: Eukaryota; Metazoa; Chordata; Lepidosauria; Squamata; Phrynosomatidae. Gene Ontology annotation, cellular component: sarcolemma; postsynapse; axon. The record is from RefSeq and is a predicted model, not a curated record. The coding region runs from base 307 to 3075 and encodes 922 amino acids. Gene Ontology annotation, molecular function: calcium:sodium antiporter activity. The transcript has 9 exons. Gene Ontology annotation, biological process: cell communication; sodium ion transmembrane transport; calcium ion import across plasma membrane.